Molecule: messenger RNA, 792 nt
Organism: Cantharellus anzutake
Lineage: Eukaryota; Fungi; Basidiomycota; Agaricomycetes; Cantharellales; Hydnaceae
Exons: 2
Coding region: 69-536 (155 amino acids)
Source: RefSeq, a predicted model, not a curated record
AUUUUGGCGACAACGGCGCCUCCGUGGAACCCGCACCGCAAGGUGCCCGUGGACGCAGUCAAACGGUCAUGCGGGUGCUUUCCCACGCACGGCCCGGUCGAGCUCGUUAUUUUCCGUUACAAUGUCUUUCGGGAUCCCUCAGGAGCUUUCGGCCUCCCUACAUUCCUUUUGGUAUCAUUAUCUGUUGCUCAAGCUUUGAGUACAACUGCCCUCGGACGCUGGUAGUUGUCCGUUGCGGUUUCCAUGUUGAUUCCAUUCCACAAUCUGGGAUAGGCACAAGCACCGCUCUUCGAAGUCAAGGGUCAUAUAUGGGUUCCCUGCUUGCCUUCAGAGAGUCGCGGCUCAGGAGGACAAAUCAGACAGCGAAGAUCUUUCGAGGAACCGGCGAUGGGGCUCCCGGUCGGUUGUCUAAUGAGUUUAAUGAAGCUCGAGACUACCUUUCGAAUGAAAGGACAGUCUUGGCCUAUCUGUCGCAUUUGCUGAGCCUGCGGGGUCUCUCCAAGACUAGAUCUUCUCACUACCCUUUGGGUAUUUGAUGAUGCAGGGCUUUCAAUGCCGCACCGCCAUUCACUGAAUUCGCAAAAUCAAUAGGAGCGAUUACGAUCCUGUUCGGUUUGGCUGUACUUGUCAUGGGUAAGCGGACCAGACAUCCUGAUGAUGCUGUGUUAAUCAGGUCCGAGGCGAUACUUUCAGGUACAAAGCAGGCUUAAGCGUAUUCAGCCCUGGCUUCAUUUCGAUAGCCCUCGGAGUUCUUGUCCUCAGGUUUAGCGUCGUACUCGCAGCGGUUCCAAG